Hemicordylus capensis (graceful crag lizard) is the source of this 1893-nucleotide messenger RNA. It is a transcript of the gene SLC25A27, whose product is annotated as solute carrier family 25 member 27. Lineage: Eukaryota; Metazoa; Chordata; Lepidosauria; Squamata; Cordylidae. The transcript is spliced from 9 exons. Gene Ontology annotation, biological process: response to cold. The record is from RefSeq and is a predicted model, not a curated record. Bases 573 to 1334 code for a protein of 253 amino acids.
UAGAAUCUAAUCAUUAAUAUUUAACAAUAUUUUUUUAGCUUGUGGGUUUGUAGGGUGGAGCCCAUACCACAGAGUAUUGGGGAUGUCUGGUUCUGUGCUCAAAUUAUUUCUAUUUUGUAUGUCAUAGCUGGGUUGGUUCUCUCCUCUUUAGACUGCCUGACAGUAUGAUGGUCAAUCAAGUUGGGGCAGAUUUUUGUUUUUGUUUUCCCUUGAGGGGUUCAAGAUUCUUUUUCGAUAGCUAUUGAUGCCUAGUUUUGGACCUUCUAGACACAAUUAAUACUAUUGUAUUUUUCUUAAGUUCUGGUUUUGAUGGAUAUGACUUUGUAUGUAAACUUGAAUGGUUCUGUUGGAUUCUCAGAGAUGUAACCUUUCUGUUUCUACCUAUCAUACUAAUAAAAGCAUUUUUAAAAGAUCAGAUUUUGAAGAACAACAGUCUCCAAGGGACACCGUCUGGAACCUGCCUGAGAGUGACGUUUCCUCUGGAUCUCACAAAGACCCGGCUACAGAUCCAAGGUGAAUCCGCUGUACAUCGCUAUGGAGAAGCUGCAAAAAGAACUAUCCCGUACCGUGGUAUGCUACGUACAGCAGUUGGGAUAAUUCAAGAGGAAGGCAUGCUAAAACUCUGGCAAGGAGCAACACCAGCUGUCUACAGGCAUAUAGUAUAUUCUGGAGUACGGAUGAUUACAUAUGAACAUCUUCGUGAUUCUGUGCUUGGCAGAGCUGAAGACAAGAGUUUUCCUUUAUGGAAAGCUGUAGUCGGGGCUAUGACAGCUGGUGCCAUUGGCCAGUUCUUUGCCAGUCCAACAGACCUGGUGAAGGUGCAGAUGCAAAUGGAAGGAAAGAGAAGAUUAGAAGGGAAACCAUUACGAUUCCGUGGGGUCCACCACGCAUUUUUGAAGAUCCUGUCUGAAGGAGGAAUAUGGGGCCUUUGGGCUGGCUGGGUGCCAAAUGUCCAACGGGCUGCUUUAGUUAAUAUGGGAGAUCUAACAACAUACGAUUCAGUUAAACACUUUCUACUCCUCAACACAUCAUUUCAGGACAACAUGAUCACCCACAGCAUUGCAAGUGGAUGUUCCGGCUUGGUAGCUGCUGUUUUGGGGACUCCUGCUGAUGUUAUCAAAACCCGAAUAAUGAAUCAACCAAGAGAUAAACAGGGAAGGGGUCUGCUGUAUAAGUCUUCCACUGACUGCUUGUGUCAGGCAAUUCAAAGUGAAGGUUUUAUGUCUCUCUACAAAGGUUUUGUACCAACGUGGAUGCGAAUGGCACCCUGGUCAUUGGUCUUUUGGCUCACCUAUGAACAAAUCAGAAGAAUCAGUGGAAUUAGUUCAUUUUAGGAAUGUAUAUUUUCUUAUUGUACAUUAUGUUAAGCCUUCAACAGAACUUUCAUGUGUAUAAGGCUCUGCAUGGAUGAUAGUUUUCAGAGAUUUGCAGCUUAAUCCUAAACAAAAGUAAGUUCAGUAAGACUGACUCAAUGGUAAAUACAAUAUGCACAGGACUGCAGCUUUAUAGGCAGUAUGUUGAGCUGUCAUUGUCUGCCCUACGCAGCUUCAUAUUUUCUAUUCUGUCAGGUCUUUAGUCAGCCCAGUUUGGGCAAAACAUCCUUUAAAUAUGAGCUAUUAGCUAAGAUUGUGAUUUGCAGCCGGUACUAUUUCAAGUAAAUUUAAAACUAAAACUGUAAUUGCUCUGAAAUGGCAGUCCUACUAAAGCCUAAUGGCCAAACAAUAACACACUGCAGACUAAGCCAUGGUCACCAAAAGUUGUUUCCUUCGUACAACAAUGAACUUUGAUGGAAAGACAGAAAGGGGUCUAUAACAAAAAAAGGUUAUACUAUUACUGAGGAAUGCUUCGUUGAUACAGUAUUAAAUUUACAUGGACUUGUUAGAAGAAAGUGUA